This is a messenger RNA of Poecilia reticulata (guppy), 11265 nucleotides long. RefSeq lists its product as uncharacterized. The record is from RefSeq and is a predicted model, not a curated record. Gene Ontology annotation, biological process: peripheral nervous system myelin maintenance; regulation of RNA splicing. Gene Ontology annotation, molecular function: protein binding. Lineage: Eukaryota; Metazoa; Chordata; Actinopteri; Cyprinodontiformes; Poeciliidae. Gene Ontology annotation, cellular component: cytoplasm; nucleus; costamere.
AACAUUUGGCAUGUACAUCCUGCAUAUUUACCUAAUUUUCCCCACUUUUCAACAUUUAUUAGCCUUCGCAUCAGCCAUAAAUUAUUUCAAAGAGCCCAAUUUAAACCUGCUAUCACCGUUUAAAACCUGUGUCCUUUGUGUGGGACUUUCUGUCUCCGACUCAUUGUGAGUAAAUAAAACCUUCCUGCCCUGAACUCCGAAUGAUCUGUCAUGUAAAUAAAUCUCCUGAUUGCUUAAGACAGCUUAUAAACAGACGUUCAUUUCCACAGCUUCCAGUCCACAAUGAGGGGCUUCAGACCAAGUGUACACAGCAGCAGAUUGAGUUAAAGUCUCCACGUGAGAGAUGUGGAUCUUCCCCAGACUCUGACAUCGUGAUCGUUCUUGUCGGAUUAAGCGAAUCAAUCGGACUGAGUGGGAAAGAAGAGGGAGACCGAGAGGACGAGAAGAAAGAGAACUCUGUUGGGGGCAGAGGGGGUGGGGGUGGCGAUGGGAGGCAGCUCCACCCAUAAUUGAGUUACCCCCGCUGCGCUGAGGGUCCAUGUUUAUGGCACAGAGGAGGGAGUUUCCUUCACUCUGUGGACAAUCACAGCAGAGGAGCGAGUUCUGGAACUCUCCUCCGGCUCUGGCUCUUCCUGCGGCUCAUCGCCCCCCACUCCGCCGCGACAGACUGACCCGCAGCACACCGACAGCCUGACGGAGAGGUGGAGGGAAGAAGAAGAAGAAGAAGCAGUUUGUAGUAGCACCUGCCCAAGCCUCCAUCCCUGGUUCCUCUGCUGCAUCGGCUGCCACCAUGUGCGACUGUUUCCACCUGGCGUUUCCCAACUGGCACGCUGCCCCCUCUGGGACGGCAGGGAGAAGACUGCGAGCACCAGAACCCGCCACACAGGACGAUUCAAUAUGCGAAGAGCCGACUCAGUUUGCCGAGGGGGAGAGACCCCGGCCACAAGGGUCAUCCCCGGUCCAGGAGUAUCCAGAGGCGGCAAAAUACGCUGACAAAGAGUGUGAAGAACAUGAUGCAGACCACAAAGCUGGGAGUGGACACAAAGGUAAAAAGUCUGGCCUCAGCUCCAUCUUCGAGAGGACCUCCACUCCAAAAAUGAGUAAAUUAAAGGAAGCUCCCAGUCCUGAAGGUGGCGUUAUAGUGAACACAGCCCAGGAUGGGUGUGCAGAGGGUCUGGUUUAUGGCGGAGGAGGGAAAGAUGGGAUCUUCAUAAAGAAAGUAGUUCCAGAGUCACCAGCUUCAAAAAGCUUAAAAGUCAAAGAAGGAGAUCAGAUUCUGAGCGCCACAGUAUAUUUUGACAACAUGUCAUAUGAGGACGCCAUUCAGAUUCUGGAGCAUGCUCAGGCUUACAAGUUGAAGCUUUGCCUAAAACGCCAACCGGACAUCACAGAGACGGAACCAACUAUCGAUUCAGACGUUAUUCCUGAGGGAGAAGUCAGUUCCACAGAGAUGAGGGAACAAGGAAAAACCAGAAGACGUGGCGACGCUCGCAUCUCGUGGCCAAAGUUUCCCUCCUUUGGAAAAGGACGUAAAUCUCGUUUCACAAGGUCUCACAGUUCGUCAGAAGCAGAUGAGCAGAGAAAACUUGAGCUUAGUCCUACGACAAGUGACACAGAGUCACCUAUAAAAUCCCAGGUUGCCCUGAAAGGAAAGAAGAAGCAUAAAAUAAAGCUCUCUGGUCUAACGAGAAGAGGCCGCAUAAGUUCAUCUGAGGAUCAGGACACAGAUGCUCCAACAUCUGGGCAGAUGAGUAGUGACGUUCAGCAGAAGCAGGAAUCAGACACACUUUCACCCGAGUUCCCUGAAUACCCCAUAGCAGAAACACCAGAGAUCAAUGAACAGGCAGGGGAAGCUGUGGAGUCUGGCCCGGUUCAACACAAGGUGGAACUCGUCAGUGUAGACGCUACUUUGAAAACCGCAGAUCAAACCGUAGUGCUGGGCGAUCAGGAAGGCCAGUCUGCAGCUCCAAAAUCCCCAGACGAGAAAAAGAAGAAGAAAGAGAGGUCAGAUUUAAAAAUAAAGAUCCUGGGGAAGGACAAAUCGCACAAAAAAGACGCAAAAGCAAAAUCCUCCCCCAAAAGGCUUAAGACUCUUGGAGCAAGUGUUGAAACAGAAGAUCUUCCCGAAGCAGGAAAAUCUGCUGCUAUUUCAAGCUCUGAGUCAAAAACCAAACUGCUGGGAGAUCAGUCUACGGUCGGCGUAGAUAGCAAAAACCAAGGUGGAGAGAGUUCAAAGCUAAUCUCAUCCAAAUCCAUUACAUCGCAGAUAAGUUUACCAAAGGUGGAACUUGACUUAUCAGUGAGGAAAUCUCCCAAAAAAGGCGACGACAAAACACAGAAAGGAAAGGAGACGAAACAGAAGCAAUCCAAAAAGUCCAGUCCAAAACGUAAGCGACCUGAAUUAGACGUGAGCAACGUUGCUAAUGCAGAAGAAAUGCAAAAGGUGAGCGAUCAAGAACCCACAACUAUAACUGGCUGCGUUUCCACAACACAACUUCCCAAACGUGAAGACAUCGAGAUUCCAGGGAUGGAGGACAUGUCUGUGAAAACCACCGUGGAAACUAAAGCUGAUUUUAAAAAGCGCAACAAAGAAAGCAAGGCUGAAACAGUGCAAAUGUCAAUUGAUGUUGAUAGUGUGAAAGAAGCUGUUUCUAAAUUACCUGGAUUUAAGCUGCCUCAACUGGAUAUAUCUGGGGUGCCUAUCCCGGAAGAAAUAACUGUCAUAGAUGCUAACGCACAAAGAAUAUCUGUAAAAACGCCCACCAAAGUCACGAAACCAAAACAAGAACAUAUGACAAGCUCUGACACAACGGCAUCUUCAGAAAUCUCCAAAACGAUCUUUUUAACUGACAGCAGGUUUGAUUUUAAGAAAUCUCAAAUGGAAGAUAGUACCAGCCCAACAAAGUGCAAAGGUGAAGAGGAAACUAAAGAAAAAGAAUUUGAUACAACAAACGGAAAAGCAGCAACAACAGAAGAGCUGAAGACGUCCACUAGGCCAAAGAUAACGAUGCCUAGCUUUGGAAUGUCAGCAAAAAGCAGAAGACUGCCUUAUAUUGGGAUUGACAUGCAGAAACCAAGCUUCAUUCAGGAAAAAGAGCUAACAAUGGAAACAAGGAAAGAUGAAAGACAAACUGGAGAGGUCAUAUGUAAAGUCAAAAUACCUGAACUUGAUGGUAUUGAGUAUAUUGACUCAACGGACGAGUUGUUCAAAAAGGAUGGUGGCUUGACAAGUUUUAAUGUAAGUACUGACACGAAGACAAUACUUGCCAUUUCUUUAGAAAGUAAAGAAACAUCUGAUAAACCCGAAGAUGAAAGGAAUAAGCUGUCCAAAGUUGGACUAUCUCCUUUGGGCACACCCAGUGGAAAAGAGGAUAUCUCUGACGAAGGGACGACAAAACCUCUAGACAGAGAUGGAAAGAGUACAUUUAAAUGGCCAAACCUGGACAUCUCGGUGCCAAAAAUAAAAGGAACAACAGUUAUUAACACAUCUAAGAAAGACACGGCUCACACAGAGGCACCAGCUAAAGGAGGGCUAAUCCCAGAGGGCGAUACACUCCUCAAGAGCUCAGAUGUUCCUAAAGAAAUUGCAGAGGCAGAAAAACCUCAAAUGGAAAUAAAGCCAACUAAAACUGAAGGCGAGUUUGAUUGGGAAGCAAGUAAAUUUGAGAAGUUUGGAAUUAAAACUCCAAAAAUCAAAGGCCCAGAAUUUGACUUGAGUUUGUCAAAGAAAGAGGUACAUGGCAAAGCUGCAGGUAAACUCCCAGAAGCAUCUAAAACAGAAGUUACUCCUGGAAAGGGAAAUGUAUAUUUUCUAAAGCAAAAGAUGCAGUUAGAAAAACCUGGAGAAGUCAACCCUUUGCAGUCCAAGGGUGAACACGUACAAGGAGGCAAAAUAAAAAUCCCAAAGUUUGGAGUCAAAACAACAAAACUAGCAGGUCCUGAGAUAAGCUUGUCAAAGAAAGAUGCGGAGGUUACCCUGCCAGAGGCUAAAACUGAGAUCAAACUCACUGAAGGUUCAGAAACAGAUGUGAACAAAGAUAGUGUUAGGCCACAAGAAAAGAAAGGAAUAGAAAAGUCUGAUCUGAAAAUCAAAACAGUGCAGAAGGGAGGUGAAGCAAAAGGACACAAGAUCAAAAUGCCCCAGUUGGGAAUUGCACUACCAAAAGUUACAACGCAUGAGUCAGAUUUAAGCCUGUCGAAGAAAGGUAAAGAUCUGACACUGCCUGAAGUUAAAGGAGAAAUCAAAGAUCUUGAGGUUGAAGGAACUGGAUCAUCAACAAAACUAGAUGUUGGAGCUCCUGGAAUUAAAGUUGAAACAAAGGAUGUUGAAGGAUCGUCGUCAAAAUUCAAAAUGUCCCCUUUUAAAAUUCCCAGAAUUGGAGCUGCUACUCCAAUCCUCAGCGGAGAGGUAAGUGAAGCUUCUGAAACACACACAGUGGAAGAUGGGCCUGGUAUUGAUGCUACCAUACCAGACAGUGAUGUAAAAAUUAAAGCAUCUGAAAUUGAUGGAAGAGCAAGUAAGUUCAAAAUUCCAAAAUUUGGAAUAUCACUCCCAAAACUAAAAGGUUCUGAAACAGAUACAACCCAAUCCCAAAAGGUUGAUGUAGAUGUCACAUUGUUUAAAGGUGAAACUGAAAUAAAACUCAUUGAUGCUGAGCAUGAAGAACCUGGUAUCAGGCUGAAGGGCAAAUUUCCCCAGAUUGGAGUUCAGCAAGAUGUUGAGUACUCAACAUCAAAACCUGAAAUCGCAAUGCCAUUUUCUGAUGCUAAAGCAGAAGUCAAGCUGUCGCAAGUCGAUGGAGAAAAAAUCAACUUUUCAUCUCCUGUGGUCCUUAUUGAGACACCAGUGCUGGAGAUCCCGACCAUGAAGACUGAGAAUCACCUUGAUGGACAAGAAGAAAAGAUCCAGCUGUCAAAGAUUGAAAUAAAAAUGCCCAAAAUGAAAGGACCAGAAUUUAAACUUGGACUCUCAAGUAAAGACACAGAUGUCAUGGAGGCAGAAGGCAAAGUGGACAAUAAAGCUAAGGCAGAAGUCCCAGUUCCUACAGCAGAUGUUAGUCUGGGAAAAGCAGAAAUAUUGAUACCUUCUGAAAGAGUGGAAGUUGGAAAACCAGAAGUGCAAACUCAGCCUACAGUUGAAGGACCAGGAGGCAGGUUCAAAAUGCCAAAGUUUGGAAUCACAAUGCCAAAAGUCAAAGGACCUGAAGCAAAGAGGGAUGUAGAGGUGAAACUUACUGAGAAAAAGACUGACAUAAAAAUAUCUGAUGCUGAUUUUGAGGCACCAGAUGUGGAACAAUCACCAUCAAAAUUUAGUAUGCCAACUUUCAAAUUACCAAAAUUAGGAUUGGGCACUUCAAACAAAAAUGUAGAAGGAGAUGACAUUGAUAAGGACAUUCCUGAUGAGGUUCUUGAAGUUACCAUUGUUGCACCUAGCUCUGACCUCUCAAAUAUUGAUGCUGAUACACAUCUUCUUGAAAGUAAAACUGAAGUUGCACUUUCGAGUGAUGAUGUGAACAAAUACUCCAUUGAAGAGGAAGCUACAGCUCCACAAAUCAAAGUGUCAAAAAAAGAAAAAGAAGGGUCACCAUCCAAAUUUAAGAUGCCGACAUUCAAGUUACCAAAAUUUGGGCUUUCUGUUCAAAGUUCUACUGAAGAAGAGCCUCCUCUGGACAAAGAUCUCAAAACAGGAGAAGGUGAAAUUACCACUUCUGGAGAGAUUCUUGUAGGAAGUCUAGAAGCACCAAGAAUUGAUAUUAAGGCUCCAUCAGUGGCUUUAAAAACUACAGGAACUGAGAGUGAAGGAAGAGGAAGAAAGUUUAAACUGCCAAGUCUUGGUUUUUCAGCAUCACAAACCAAAGGUCCUGAUACUGACAUUACCUUACCCACAACAGACGAUGUUACCUUACCCACAACAGAUGUUGAUGUUACAGUACCACAAGUCAAAACAGAAAUCAAACGCCCUGAAGAAAAGUUUAACAAAUCUUUUGAGGUGGAAGCUAAAGCUCCAGAAUUUAAAAGAACAAAAAAGGAAACAGAGGGGUCACCAUCCAAGUAUAAGAUGCCGACAUUCAAGAUGCCAAAAUUUGGACUUUCUGUUCAAAGUUCCACAGCAGAAGUGCCUCCUUUGGACAAAGAUCUCAAAACAGGAGAAGGUGAAAUUACAACUUCCGGAGAGAUUCUUGUAGGAAGUCUAGAAGAACCAAGUAUUGACGUUAAGGCUCCAUCCGUAGAUUUAAAAUCUACAGAAACUGAGAGUGAAGGAAGAGGGAGAAAGUUUAAACUGCCAAGUCUUGGUUUUUCGGCAUCGCAAACCAAAGGUCCUGAUACUGACAUUACCUUACCCACAACAGAUGUUGAUGUUACAGUACCAGAAGUCAAAGCAGAAAUCAAAGUCCCUGAAGAAAGGUUUAACAAAUCUUUUGAAGUGGAAGCUAAAGCUCCAGAAUUUAAAGGUACGAAAAUAGAAACAGAGGGGUCACCAUCCAAGUAUAAGAUGCCGACAUUCAAGAUGCCAAAAUUUGGACUUUCUAUUCAGAGUUCCACAGCAGAAGUGCCUCCUUUGGACAAAGAUUUGAAGACAACUGGAGGAGAAAUGACAAUGUCAGAGGAGGUCAUUGUAGUUAGCACAGAAGGACCAAGUGUUGAAAUUGGGGAUUUAUCCAUAGAGUCAAAAAAACAGGAAAGUGAACGUGAAGGAAAAGGAAAAAGGUUUAAGUUGCCAAGUCUUGGAUUUUCUGCUACACAGGCCAAAGUGCCGGACACAGGUUUAAGCUUGAAGACAGGUGUAGAUGUUACACAACCAGAACUCAAAGCUGAAGUCAAAUUUCCUGAUGAUGAACUGAAAAGAAUAGAAACAGUAAUAGAAACUAAAGGACCUGAAUUUCAAGUCGAAGCAAAGGACAUUGAAGGAUCAACUUCCAAGUUUAAAAUGCCAACUUUUAAAUUACCCAAAUUUGGGCUUACCACUCAAAGUUCCACUGAAGAAAUACCCUCUUUUGACAAAGGUACCAAAAUCGGUGGCGGUGAAACCACAGGCUUAGAGGAGGUACUUACAGUUACCACAGAAGGACCAAGCAUUGAAAUUAAGGGAACAUCAGUAGAUUUAAGCACUGAAGGAAGUGAUCUUGAAGGAAAAGGAAGGAAGUUCAAACUGCCAAGUCUGAGUUUUUCAGUACCUCAAGCCAAAGAGCCAGAGACUGAUUUGAGCUUAAGGACAGAUGUAGAGGUUAAAGUACCGCAGGUAAAAGCUGAAAUCAAACUUCCAAGCAACAAAUCUUCUGUUGAAAUGGAAACUAAAGCACUUGAAACCAAAGAUACAAAAAAGACCACAGAAGGAUCACCCUCCAAAUUUAAAAUGCCAAAUUUCAAGUUACCAAAAUUUGGGCUUGCUACUCAAACUUCCACUGGAGAAGUACCUCCAUUAGACAAAGGUGUAAAACCAGUAGAAGGUAAAAUCACAACUUCAGAAGAGGUUAUUGUAGUUACCACAGAAGCACCAACCAUUGAAAUCAAGGGUCCAUUAUUAGAGCUAAAAACUGAAGGAAUUGAUCGUGAAGAAAAAGGAAAAAAGUUUAAGUUGCCAAGUCUAGGUUUUUCUGCGACAGAGGCCAAAGGGACUAGCAGUGGGUUGUCAAAGACAGAAGUAGAUGUUACAUUGCCAGAAGUAAAAGCUGAAGUCAAACUCCCUGAUGAGGAGAAUCUGAUAAAAACAUCUUCUGCAAUAGAAAUUAAAGGACCUGAAAUCAAAACAGUGACCAAGGAUGCUGAUGGUUCACCAUCCAAAUUUAAAAUGCCUGGAUUCAAGUUACCAAAAUUUGGGCUUACUACUCAAAGCUCUACGGAAGAAGGUCCUCCUUUGGAGAAAGAUGAGGAAGAUAGUGAACCUAAAAACACUGUCACCACGAUAGAUACUAAGGCGACUGAAAUAAUGGUUGUGUCAAAGGACACUGAUGGAUCGCCAUCCAAAUUUAAAAUGCCAGCAUUCAAGUUGCCAAAAUUUGGCCUUGCUACCCAAAGUUCAAACAAACAAGUGCAAGAUGCCAAAACAGUGAAAGGUGAAAGUUCUACUUUGGAGGAAGUUCUCACAGUUACAACAGAAGAACCAAGCAUAAAAAUUAAGGGCCCAUCUGUGGAUCUAAGGAGUUCAGAAACUGAUGAUGAAAGAAAAGGAAGUAAAUUUAAACUUCCGAGUCUUGGUUUUUCAUUAUCACAAUCCAAAGGACCGGAUACCAACAUCAGAUUACCCAAGGCAGAUGUAGAUGUAACAGCACCAGAAGUCAAAGCUGAAAUUCAAUUUUCCGAUGUAAAAGUGGAACAACCUUCAGGGCAAAUGGACAUUAAGUCUCCAGAGAUCGAAGCUGUUAUUGACACUACAUCAGAAGUUAAAAUGCCUACAAUUACAUUACCUAAGUUAGGAGCCGUAACCCCACAUGUCAGUAUGGAAAUACCUAAAAUGACCAAAGAGAAAAGGGGUGAUGUGGACCUUCAUGUUGAUACAGAUCCAGUAGAUUUGAAUGUUAAAGAAGGGGAACUAAAGAAAUACGAAGUUCAGCUACCUGGUUCUGAGGCAAAAGGCGAAGAUGAACCUACAGUUGAACUUGAAGGUAAAGUAAAACGGCUAAAUUGGACUUUUCCUAGCAUCUCAUUUUCAAGAACUGGUGGUAAAGCCUCUGAAGUCGAUGUCAACAUGGAAGCUCCAAAAGCUGGCGUUACGUCAAUGGAGACCAAAAUCUCAGAUAUAGAUGUAAAAAAAUCUUCAAUGGUCCCUGCAGUAGAAGCAACCCCAGCUCCAGAACUUGACCCAGGCUUAAAGAAAAGUAAGUUUUCACUUCCCAAGUUUUCCUUUUCAAAGCCGAGCUUGAAAGAGCCUGAAGUAAAAGCUGACCUCCCAGAUCACAGAAUAGAAGUCAAAAAUUAUGAAACCGACAUGACAACAGAGAUCAAACUCUCUGCAGAUGAAGACAAAUACGUCCUUACUGCUUUUGAAAUGACAACUUCUGAGGCUGAAGUCAAGUCCAAAAAAUUCAAAAUGCCAACUCUGAAAAUGCCAAGAUUUGGCAGUGCAUCUUAUGAGGCAACAGCAGAGACACACAUCUCAGAUAAAACAGCUGACGACGAUGGAAGUCAGCUGGGAGAGGGUGCUGCUGUUAUCAUCAAAGGUCCAAAGAUUGAUUUUAAAUCAGAUGCCCCCAAAUCAGAACAACCAGAUCAAGAAACCCUAAACACAGAAAGUGAUGGUGCGGUUCAAGGAUCUCCAAGUAAAUUCAAACUACCUACCUUCAAAAUACCACGGUUGGGUGUUUCAAGAUCCAAACCUGAAGAUGAAUCCGUUCACUUUGAGCAUGAAAAUAUUGAAGAUCAACUGGAAAUGAAGACUGAGCCAAAAGAAGAAAAUCUAUCACCAAAACUGACUUUAACAUCAUUUGGUGACAUUCUUAAGUCGAUUGAUGUUGACUUUGACGUUCGAAAAGUGGACAAAGUUGAUCAAGAUGUUGAAACCUCAAAGGAAUCUCAUGAACCAGGUGAACCCACCACAAUGCACACAGCGGCAAAAACAAAGCAUGAUACCACCAAAGGUUCGGAGAGCUCGAGCUGGUUUAAAUUCCCGAAGUUUGGCCUGUCUUCCCCAACAGAACAACAAAAGAUUCCUGACAAAGCAGAACAAGUAAAAGAUGGCAGCCCAGUAGGGGAAACCAAGGACGAGGAAGUAAGUCCCACCCUUUCUGUCCAGUCAUCAGAUGCUUUUGCUGAUGUAAGCUCUACAAUCACAAGUGAGCCUGUUGACCCAUUCAUACCCUCCCCAACCAAGGUGACAGUCAAAUACUCUGAUGAAAGUGCAGGUACUGGACUUGAAGAGAUUCACAGUGACAUCAUGACUUCCACCACAAGGACUGAGCUGAUCACAGAUGUGCCCUCCUUGCCGGAGAAGAUCACUAUUUUGUCUUCUGGUGUUUCAUCUUCUUCUGAAGAUACAGUAAGACUAACUUCGGGAAAAAUACACAUCAUUACAUCAAACAUACAGCCUACUCCUGAGUCACAGCAUGCCAAGAUUCUGUCUGCUGUCCAAGUCCAAUCAGCCGAAGGCUUUGCUUUACAGUCGGAGAGAGAUGAAGCUCCAUCGUGGAUGGUGCAAGAUGUUCAAAGUGCCACAAGGACAGUGAAACACUUAGUCCAAGAAACAACAACUGAAAGAAGUGAGAACAAGGAAACCGUGGUUAUAACCAAACAAAUCACUCAUAUAUUUGGCCCCACAGAGCCCAUCUCAGGGGAGACAGCGUCAUCUAUUCAACGUCUCAAAGACUCUGUGCACACUGAGAAAAUGAGGUUCUUUGAUGAGGCUGAGAAGUGAAAGAAUUUGUGCUUAAACAUGUGUGCUUGUUGAGGCUCGACAUAAAAGAAGGGCAUAGAGUUUCACCACCUGAAGUUAAAAACAAAAUGGCAACUGGAUGAGGGACCAAUCUAACAUACCAAUCACUGAAAGUUCUUUGUUAGCAUCCAGGUAUCACCAUGGCAAUGUGAUGUGGAGUUGCAUGCUUAUUGAGCUUUAUAGAAUUGCACCGCUGCAGCAAAGUGCGACUGUUACAUUUAUAUUGUGGUCAUGAUGUUAAUAAGCUGGUUAAAUGAUUCUCCUCAAUGCAUAACAUAUGUUUGUUUAUAGUAAACAAUGUUUGAUUUAUGCUAGCAUACACAGUGCCUUGCAAAAGUAUUGAUACUCACAUUUCAUCAUAUUACAACUACAGCAUUCAUGAGGUUUCAUGGGGAUUUUGGAUCCCAAAAUGGUGGGAAAACAAUGUAUGGUAUUUAAAUUAAGUGAAUAUUACCAAUAUUCUUAAAGAAAAUCUGGAAAAUGUGAUAUAUGUGUUAACACACACCCCUCCUUAAGUUCUCAAUAGAUACUAGAAUUACUUUUGGCUGCAAAUCCCAAGGGUGCUUUUCUGGAGGCUUUGUAUAUCUAGACAUAGGGAACUUUUCACAUUGUUCUGUGAACCUUAACCUUCAACUCUUGCCACAAACUCUUAUUAGGGCUGUCCUCACUGAAGAAUAGCAUCCCCACAGCAUGAUUCUACUAGCACCAUUAAAGGGGCAGUGUUAUGUAAAAUAAACUUUUUUGAGCUUUACAUCACAUUAGAACGUCAUCCCUAAUCAAAAAACAUGCCUGGAGUGUUGGCUUGACAAAUUAAGACUAGUCAGUAGCAAUUAGCAAACAGCUGGUGGAACUGCACAUCUGCUGAGCUCAUAAUAGGAGCUACUUCUCAGUGAAAGGCU